Messenger RNA from Naegleria gruberi, 780 nucleotides. RefSeq lists its product as uncharacterized. Lineage: Eukaryota; Heterolobosea; Eutetramitea; Acrasida; Naegleriidae. The transcript has a single exon. The coding region runs from base 1 to 780 and encodes 259 amino acids. The record is from RefSeq and is a predicted model, not a curated record.
AUGCACGUACCAUCUCUUCACCAUCCAAACCUUUCGAAUACAGCAAGCAUGUUGCAGUGUGUGAACAACAAUCAAAUGCAAGCCAGCUGCCACACAUGCAAUAGUUUUACGGUGCCACAACAACCCAAUCCAGGUCAACCAUACCAACAUCAAUCUGAAUGCUUGCAAUACUCUCAAAACAUGUGUCCAAUCCAUGAUCAUUCAAACAUGAAUUCAUGCAUGUUUAACACACCUCCUUUCCUCUCUUCUCAACAUAAUCAUCAUCAUAACGUAUUCAAACCAAUAAUGAAAAGUAUUGGAAAUUGUGGAAACUUGGUUUCACAUAACAUGAAAACAGAUUUGGAAAAGAGGACGAAACAUGCAAAAUAUCAAAAAAUAGUCAAGCUUCCUCCACAUCCUAACAAAUUUCUUUCUCCUCCAAAAUGUCUCAGAAUGAAAAAGAUGGUUUCAGAUGAUGAAUUUGGAUCUAAUUACUUUGAAUUAUCUUGGAAAUCUCAGAAAAAGAAGAGAACCAGAAAGAGAAAGCAAGCUAGCAAUCAACAAUUUCAACAUACUAAUUCGAACGAAUUCCAACAUAUUCAACACGUUGAGUUUCAACAAAAAUCGUUUGAAAAUCAAAAGGAGAGUGUUUCAUCUUCUGAUGAUGGAUCAUUUCUCUGCAUUUCCAGCAUUCAAGAAGUUGAAGAAGUGAAUAACAGUGAGCAGCAGAUAGGACAGCUGGAAGAGAAUAAUUGUCCUUGGAAUGCAUUAUUCCCACUCAAACUUGUUUUUGAUGAAUAA